Messenger RNA from Cynara cardunculus var. scolymus (artichoke), 1419 nucleotides. Its product is annotated as protein ABIL2-like. Bases 260 to 1243 code for a protein of 327 amino acids. Lineage: Eukaryota; Viridiplantae; Streptophyta; Magnoliopsida; Asterales; Asteraceae. The transcript is spliced from 10 exons. The record is from RefSeq and is a predicted model, not a curated record.
ACCAAACCCAACAGACGUGCUCCCCUCUCUUCUUUCUCUCUCUCUAAACUUGCAGUUUUCAAGCUCUUUUGAAUUAUUCUUGUCUUCUUCUACUGUUUAGUCAAUACCCUUAUUUUAAUACACCACAUUGUGCUUAUGCUCUGCUGAACGUACGACCCUUCUCUCAAAUAUCAAUGACUAACCCAAGCUUAAGACACCAUAUCUGCUUCUAUUCUUCUUGGAGGUUCUAAUCCCAAUUAUAUCAGAAGGAUUUCUUUCAAUGGAGACAUUAACCUCAUCUGCUGCAUUGCCCAUCCCAAAGGAACCAGCAAAUUACGAUGAGAUCGCUAUGCAGCAAAGUUUGCUGUUCGCCGAUAGUCUCAAGGAUUUGAAGAAUCUGAGAAAACAAUUGUACGCGGCUGCUGAAUAUUUCGAAUUGUCUUACACCAAUGAUGAUCAAAAACAAUUAGUGGUUGAUACCUUAAAAGAUUAUGCCAUCAAAGCCCUAGUCAAUACAGUGGACCAUUUGGGCGCUGUGUCGUAUAAAGUUAAUGACAUAUUAGGCGAAAAGGUCAAUGAAGUUUCUGCAACAGAGCUUCGAGUAUCAUGUAUUCAACAGAGACUAAGAGUAUGCCAAGGGUGUUUUGAUCACGAAGGUCUCGCCCAACAGUCUUCUUUGAUAAACAUUCCGAAGUACCAUAAAAGAUAUAUUUUGCCAGUUGGAGAGACCAUGCAAGGUGGUAUGCGAACUAAAUCGAAGUACCAAGGAUGCAGUUUGGACAAUGAAGAUGACUGGCAUGAGUUUAAAAAUGCUGUUCGGGCUACUAUCAGAGAAACCUCACCAGCUUUGGUUAGAAAAGGGCGAUCCCCGUCUCCUUCUCCACAACCUGCCCAGCAACCUGGGUCAUUUGCGUUCACUGGCGCAGUGACCAGAAAAGACUUAGAGAAAAGAUCAGUUUCACCACGCCGAUUCUCUCUUCUGCGUACUGGGUCUCUAUCUAGUAGGCCAACCACCCCAAAUUCGAGAUCAAAUUCAAGAUCCACCACUCCAAAUCCAAGCAGACCGACGACUCCGACCUCAAUUGGUCGACAAAGGCUUUCCGAGCCUCGGAAAUCAGCUUCGAUGCGAAUGCAUGCUGAUAGAGAAACGUACAGAGAGACAGACCAGAUACCAAGCAAAAGUAAACGUCUACUCAAGGCGUUGCUUAGUCGACGCAAGUCUAAGAAAGAUGAUAUGCUAUACACUUAUUUGGAUGAAUAUUGAAUCUGCAAAUGAAAAAUAGCCCCAAAAGAAGCUUGUUGGUGUGCUUAUUAGUUAUUAUUAAGCAAGCAGUAGUCAGAAUGUAUUAUUCUCAAUAUAUGUUUUACCAUCUGCAUUCAGCACUUCACUUCUGAACCUGAGGUUUAAUUCUAAAUUGAGAUAGUUAUAUAGCAUAAUCC